Hyaloscypha bicolor E is the source of this 1536-nucleotide messenger RNA. RefSeq lists its product as uncharacterized. The record is from RefSeq and is a predicted model, not a curated record. NCBI's taxonomy places the organism in Eukaryota, Fungi, Ascomycota, Leotiomycetes, Helotiales, Hyaloscyphaceae. The transcript is spliced from 3 exons. The coding region runs from base 1 to 1536 and encodes 511 amino acids.
AUGGGCUAUUAUAGCUCGCCAAAAAUAUCGAACAUGGUGCCGCAAAAAAUAUCACCAACAACCCAAUCAUCAAGACCCAUCAUGUUCACGCAACGCGUUGCACAGCAAUAUCCUCCAGGAUCUCUUAUGACGUCCAAUAUGUUGGCACGAAAUACACUACCAUAUCCUCCUGGACUUGCCUUCUAUACCACAAAGUUCGGACAAGCUACGCCUCUCUACCCCCCUGGACUGCACAUUGAUCCCGAUGUCCUCAGACGACAAAUCACACCGCGAUAUACAUCGGAUUUGCCUCUUAUGUCCAACAUGGCCCAACAAAUUGAACCGCAAUAUCCUGCAGGAAUACCCUUUUACACUAACAAGUUUGGGCGAACACCCCACCUAUACCCUCCGGGACCGCACAUCGAUCCCAAAGUUGUCAGACAACAAAUAACAUCGCCAUUUGCACCGGAGUCGCCCCUUAAGUCCAGCACUGUCCAACAAUUCGGGCCUCAAUAUUCCCCAGAGCUGCCUCUUGAGUCGAACAUCGCCCAGCAAGUUGAACACAUCGCACCGAGACAUCCAAAUGGAUGGGCCAGAUUCUCCUAUCUUAGCAUGCCUCGGCCACGAUCGCCCAGGAUUUCUCAGCCUGAGGUCUUAUCAACCCCCUAUGAGGAAGAAACUCAACGCCAACCUGCCAGUAAUAUUCAACUCUCCGUUGACUAUGCACAGAUUCAACAAUCACCACAGCCAUCAUACAGCAACAACCCGAGCAGUAGACAUCAAUUCGGAGAAGAUCAUAAGCUGACUGAAGCCAACAUGUAUAUGCUCCAAAAGGGAGUUGAAAAGCGAUGUGGACUUCCUCCUUACUACGACCCAUGGGGUCUGCCAAACACCGAUAUCGCGUCCUUUCAAGAGAUGCCAUACAACUCUAGAUUGGAUUUAAGUACCGGUUAUGCGGAGGAAAACCCUGAAUGCGUCCGCAUAAUCACGCCCGAAGAAGCACUCAACUUCGGUAACUGGACCGGGACCGACCGCGAAUGGAGUUUCAACCACCGGAUCAAAUCUUGGAUGGUGAAUCAGGAAGCCGAAGGCAUUACAAGCAGUGAUGAAGAGGUUUGGGAGAAUGCAGAUGAACUCGUUUUCCCUGAGCAUAAGUAUGAACCACAGUUCCCCUUCGAAGACACCGAAGACGGAGAGCAGCCAUGGGAUAGUUGCUCUUGGACCAAGGAAUACGCUGAGAAUUAUAUGAAGAAUCAUGAGAAAUUCAAGGAAGAGUUGGAAAAGGAGAACAAGGCUUACUCUGAGGAUGAAGGGGAGUGGCUACCUGGCCCGCCACAUCCCGAGGAAGCUCGGACACUGAAAAAAGCGAUGGCAAAAGUGAUGGCAAAAGCUUCAAGGUUGUCUCGUUUUAGCUCGUGCAAGAAGAAUGGAAAAUAUGGAAUGGACAUCAAGCGGUGGAAAGUUAUUCAUUCCGAGUCCAAACAAGGUUCAGCUUUCAAAAAGACUUGGAACAUUCAAAAUGGGUGCCUCAAUUUUGCCCAUGACAAGGCUUCUUGA